Molecule: messenger RNA, 3751 nt
Organism: Hyla sarda
Lineage: Eukaryota; Metazoa; Chordata; Amphibia; Anura; Hylidae
Gene: ZBTB10
Product: zinc finger and BTB domain containing 10
Exons: 5
Coding region: 285-2465 (726 amino acids)
Biological process (GO): regulation of transcription by RNA polymerase II
Molecular function (GO): protein binding; RNA polymerase II cis-regulatory region sequence-specific DNA binding; DNA-binding transcription factor activity, RNA polymerase II-specific
Source: RefSeq, a predicted model, not a curated record
UCCCCCUCUCCGGACAGCGCCCCGGUGCAUUGUGGGCGCAGUCCGUUGUUCAUUUGCCAUUCGACCUCGGCCGUGCAGGAGGAGACGCGGCGUUUUGUGGGCGCCAUCUACACCCGGCGGCGGUCAGCGAGUACGGGAGCCGGAGCUUGUGAGCGGCCUUUGCGCGGCAGUACCCAGAAUCCCCCGCGGCUCCGGCAGCCUCCUCAGCGGGCACGUCACGUCUAGUAGCGGGGGAGGCGGCGGGUCCCCCCACGGGACUGUGUGUGUGAGAGAGCGGCGCGGACAUGGCGGAGAUGAACCGCAGGACCCUGGCCUUCCGUGGAGGAGGAGGAGGCCAGGCCGCCCCCGGGAACAAUAACAACAACAAUGGCGUCAGCUCGGGGCUCCUGCCUGUGGACGAGGCCUCGGCCUGGGCGCUCGGCCGGCAGCUCAACGGCGGAGGCAACGGGGACGAGGAGGUAGAGGUGGAGCUGGAGCCCGAGGGCCUGCUGGACGACGACGAGGAAGACAACGAGGCCUUCCCGGGGGAGAACCGGCAGAGCGUGGCCGGGGGAAGCGGAGGGGACAGCAGCGAGGACGACGAUGAUGAAGAGGAGGAGGACGAUGAGGAGGACGAGGGCCGCGGGGAGCAGGGGGCGGCCGGGGCGGAGGACUGCGCCACCAUCCCGGGAGACGGGCCCCGCCGCUACGGCCUCCUCCCUGCCGCCCGCAGCCAGUCCCUGCUGCCCAGCCUGCACUGCACCUUCCAGGGCUCAUGGCUGCACGAGUUCCCGUGGCUUCGCUUCUGCCAGGAGACCGGCCUCAUGUCCUGCGCCUGGUGCCACAAGGAGCCGGCCGGACACGACGAGCUGGCCAAGGGCACCCGCACCUACAAGAGGGCCCUGCUGGUCCGGCACUGCCAGGCCGCCGAGCACCGCCUCAACGACCCCGCCGCUCAGGAGCCUGAAUUAAAGCAGGAGGUGCCAGAAACAUACAGUGAAUAUAGUGUAAAGCCAAAUGAGAAUUCCUACUGUUACCAGCUUCUGCAGGAACUAAAUGACCAGAGGAAGAAGGGCAUUUUGUGCGAUGUCAACAUCGUGGUAAAUGGCAAGGUUUUCCGAGCUCACAAGAACAUCCUGGUUGCAGGCAGCCGCUUUUUUAAAACCUUAUACUGUUUCACAAACAAAGACAGCCGUGACCAAACCACUGUUACGUACUUGGACGUUGUCGCCGUUCACGGGUUUUCCAUCAUCCUGGACUUCAUGUAUUCUGGUAAUCUUGUACUCACGAGCCAAAACGCCAUAGAGGUGAUGACCGUGGCCAGCUACCUGCAGAUGACCGAGGUGGUCCAGACGUGUCGCAAUUUCAUCAAAGAUGCCUUGAAUAUAAGCAUAAAGUCUGAAGCUCCAGAGGCGGUUGUUGUCAGCUAUAACAAAAGAAAGAACAGCGAGGGAAAUGCUUCCCGGGAACAAAAAUCCGCCAGCUUCUGGGCCACCCGCAACCUUACCAGUUUAGCGAGCAAUGCAAAGAUCGAUCCAGAAAGCUUCAGCGUUGAAGAUACCUCCACCGAAAACUUUCAGGCCAAUGAUUCAACAUGGAUCCAGGAUAGUUCUCCUGAGGUCACGGAAAUUGAGCCACCAGCUCAGGGAAAGGUGUUUGUAUGGAAUGAUAUGGCUUCUAAUUCAGUAGGCGUGCAAGAGGUUAACAAGCAAAGGAGGAAAAACCAAACUACAAAGAGAUUUGUUUAUAACAUCCCUCCAAACAGUGAACUUCAGGUAGACGGUAACACAAUGCUGCAACAGUCGGUCCCUUACCAAGAGGAGGAUGUGCAAUGCUUCCAGGAUGCAGCAGGGACCUCAAAUGAGUUUAAGUUCAGUAUGUUCCCCGAGACCUGGCAAAGGGAAACGUGGGAAAAUGGUGAUGCGUCGGCCGGGCUUAACAAAUUAAAAUGUCCUCACUGCAACUAUGUAGCCAAAUACAGAAGAACACUUAAAAGACACUUACUCAUUCACACAGGAGUGAGAUCUUUCAGCUGUGAUAUCUGUGGAAAGCUGUUUACUCGAAGAGAGCACGUCAAGAGACAUUCCCUGGUGCAUAAGAAAGACAAGAAAUACAAAUGCAUGGUAUGUAAAAAGAUUUUCAUGCUGGCAGCAAGCGUUGGCAUUCGGCAUGGGUCUAGACGCUAUGGAGUGUGUGUAGACUGUGUGGAUAAAUCUCAACCGGGGCUUCAGGAGGCUGGUGUAGAACAAGUGACAGACCAAGACUUCCCCAGGGACGAAGAAUAUGAUGACAAUGACCCUGUGGAGACGGUUGAUGCGGAUGAUGAUCUAGCUGAUGAAGAAGAUCAGAAUGACCACUCUCGGUGGUCAGAGCAAAAUGACCCUUCACGCUGGGGAGAACAGAACGAUCCGUCACAUUGGGAGCGACAGAAACCUCAACCGCGGUGGGAUGAGUCAGGAGAUGUUUGUAUGACAAUAGACGACUGACUGCCAACGGGCAUUUAAACUCAAGGGUGCUGCAGCCGGACGGGACGUUCACGUUGAUUGUCAAAACAUUACUGGACUGAAGGCUUACAAAACAUGGUACUGUGCUGGACAAUAGUUGUUGCUGUGAAAACUGUAGGGUCAAAGCCUUAUAGCAAAAAAAAAAAAAAAAUUCUUUUUUUUUUUAAUUUUUAUUUUAUUUGCACAGGACUGUACAGUAUACAACCAUUUGGUUGCAAUUUAGUCUUUACAUCUCCAUCGGUUAUCAAAGAAAUGUAUUUUUAUUUAUAGGAUAUAGCUAUGUCGGUCCUAUCAGAGCCUAAAAACUACUAUUGUAACGUUAAUACAUGUCUCAAUUAUAUUUUGUUAGUAUGAGGAAUGAUGAGUUAAGUGUGUGAAUGUGACGUUCCAUACACUACUAGGGUAUGAAUCAACGUUCUUUUUUAUUUUUUUUUUAUUUUUCUUCAUUGCUAACCCUUAUGUCUCUGUAAGGAUCCAGCUGCACUGCUUUAAGCUAAACUGCAGGUCUUUUGUCUGAUGGGUGCGAGGGAAGUUAUUAUUUUUUUUUAUUAUAAUUUUUAUUUUAUUUUUUUUUGUCUCGGGACAUUAUCAACUGGGAGAAUCCAAGGCAGUGUUGGUAGUAGAUCAUCUAUCUGCCACAUAGAAAAUUCAGUUUUAUUUUAUUUUAUUUGUAUAAUUCACUGUAGUUGUGUUCAAAUUUUCUUCGAAUUUAAUUUGUCUGUAAAGUCUUUGUGAUCACCAAGUUUUUGUUACUGCUCUGUCCCUGGAGGUCGGGUCAAGUCACGUCUACAAACCCUGUGCAGCUGGGAGAACGGUCUGCGUAGCAUUAUGCAUAUAAAGGGAUUACCGCACGGGGUGAUCUGCAAGUCACUCUGGAUUGUAGGUUGAUUUCUAUCAUUAUUAUAUUUUUUGUUCAGUGACUAGCUCCUGAAUUGCUGCUUUUUUAUAUUAUCAGUGGUAUGAUUCUUCAUGACACAUGGCUGAAUGUAACCUUUUCUAGUAAGGCAGUGUAGAUUCCAGCUAAAGAAUGCUCCUGGUUCUUUUUAUCCUCCUCUACUAAACGUGGUGGUCAUUUCUCAUCAUAUGCAUGACUUUAGCACUUGGCCAAUUAUUCAGUGUUUUUUUAUUUUAUUUUUAUUUUUUUUAUUACAUUUUUUUUCUUUUCUCCCCCUUUAAAAAGCAGACUCUCUAUCAUGUCCUUAUAUUUCCCAAUCUCAUUUUCAACAGUUAAAGGGGUACUCCGGUGGAAAACUUAUUAUUAUUUUUUU